AUGCCAAGUGUGCCAAGAAUUAAGUUCAUCACUAGCCUUCUAUCCUUGUUUCAAGAAAAAGAGCAUGGAAUAACAUUGCUUAAGAAAAGCAUUCUUUCGGAAGCUGAUCGCAAUUGGAUUAUCAACUCAAUAGUGGAGGAGGCCAUCAAUAAUUACAUAACUAUUAAAGUUAAAGACUUCCCGAGCUUGGUAGAUGAAAUUUGCCGUAUAUUUCCAAGCGAAAAGUCGAACAAGGAGUUUUAUUAUAUAAGUCGUGACAAGUAUAAGUGUCCGACAGGGAAGCUUUACUCGCGCUAUAAAAAUAAGCGCUUUCAGUUCUCCAAAACCCAUCCUGAAUCGAGGAACAAUAACAAUUCUGGUUCACACAACAGCAGAACUGACGCCCAAACCCAUACUUCCAUUGGUACUAAAGUUGAUGAAGCAGUUGCCCAGUCGUUGAAAGCGAUUCUAAAACGAGACUGUGCGGACUGGCAUGACGUUUGCGAAAAGUGGGAACAAACUUUCCAUAUUCGGCAAAAGGACUUACAUCAAUUAAGUGGUGCGGAUUUUGUUAAAGCUUGGCCGAGACUUAGCCACGCCCAAGCACCUGAAUUGAUAAACAUCGACUUUAAACAAAUAUAUCCGAAAAAAGUGCAUGCUUUGGUUUCUAAAUGGGACGACUUUAAGCGAAAGGUGCUUCCUCUAUAUGACAGGAAAAUAAAAAACGAUGUCUGCAAAGAAAAGCUUAGCCAAGAAAAGUCGGCAAUAAAAGAAGAUGCCCAAGAUUUUUUGAUUUUUAUUUUGCUUAAUGCUGUGCUGCCACCGUCAGCGCGUUUUGAAAAUGAACAAGGGAAGAAGACCAAGAAGCUUACCAUAGCAGACGCGAAGGAUAGCGUGUUGAUGCGAUUAGCUUGCCUAAACGAUUAUCAGCGACAAAUUGACAAAAAGGUUGCACUUCACUACUCCGAGGGAUCUACACUUCAACCAUUUAUCAUCGUUCACGGUUCUUCGGAUACAGAUCUCGAGGGUUUUUAUGUGUAUUUUGAUGAAAAUCUUUUUAAAUUUGAUUCCUUUCUUAUAAGUAUCGAUACUUGCUUCAAAAUUUUCAACGGUUACGGUCUUAAAUAUCCGAAGCCUUGCGAGCAAGCCUGGACAGUGAUCCAAAAAUUUAAUUAUGAGAUAGACACUAAGUUUGAUAAGAAAUCGCCAGAUCUGACAAGUAAUUUAAACUUUUUGAAUAGUCAAGAUUAAGAUGUUUGUUUGUUUUCGGUGUCUAAUGACACUUCCGAAACCAAAACUCUUAAUUUCUCAUCUUAAACGAAGUCACUUGCUUUCAAGAAAGUCUUUAAGAAUAACAUGUAAACAACAAAAUUGUGAACAAGUUUUUACUAAUUUCACAAACUUUAGAAUACACUUGGAAAAAACACACAAAGCAUUACCUAGGUAUUCUGAACUUCCGUUUGAUUUAGGAGAACAUAAUUCUAUUCUUUCAUCUACCUUCAGUU
This is a messenger RNA of Drosophila takahashii, 1484 nucleotides long. Lineage: Eukaryota; Metazoa; Arthropoda; Insecta; Diptera; Drosophilidae. The record is from RefSeq and is a predicted model, not a curated record.